This is a messenger RNA of Trypanosoma theileri, 900 nucleotides long. RefSeq lists its product as uncharacterized. Bases 1 to 900 code for a protein of 299 amino acids. The transcript has a single exon. The record is from RefSeq and is a predicted model, not a curated record. NCBI's taxonomy places the organism in Eukaryota, Euglenozoa, Kinetoplastea, Trypanosomatida, Trypanosomatidae.
AUGAUAAUGAUGCGCCGUGUGAUGUGUGUGUUGGCCGUUGUGCUGUGCUGCGCCUGCGGGUAUACCAUGGCGGAUCCUCCUGUAUCUUCUGCGGCUUCUGCUAAUGUGCGUGAAGAUGUGCGGAGUAUUGGUUGGGGUGGUUGGGGUGAUUUUCUUGCAACAGCAGGCCAUGAUGCGGAUUGCAGGGAUGGGAGUAGAAAAGAAUACACAAGUACUGGAAUAAAAUGCUCGGACUGGAAAACACAUGGGAAUCUUAGUGGUCCACCACCAGCACCGCAACCAUCUGUUACCGAGUCCCCACCAGGUGCUCCUGCACACCAACAGAGUUCAGAAGCUGAUGACCUACAAACAGGAAAGCCACCGGGUGCAUCACAAGAUGAACUCGCUGGUGAUUUGCAACCCAAUGUUCCUGAGGGUUCUAGAGCACAAGAUGGUGAGAGUGCUGAGAUCGCAAAAGGAACAAGUAUGUCGACAACAGAAAGACAAGAAGAAGAGUUAAUUGCAGUUAAACAAAAUAACGAUGAAGCGUCAAAUAACCCAGCUAAUAACAGCACACCUCAGGAGUCUGCUGCAGCGCCACAAAGUAACAACGAAGGGUCGAAUGCAGGUAACAGUGGUUCUGCCGCAGACUCACAAGAAAACACUUCCACUACUCUGCCGAGUUCCGAGAACACUACCACUGAAGCACCAACCACCACUCCAUCUCCAAGCACCGAGAACACUACCACAGAAGCACCAACCACUACUACAUCUCCUUUACCCAAGCCAGAGAUCAACACUAUUGCUUCCACAGUACAGAAGGAGGCUAAUGUUGACAGCAGCAGUAUCGGUCCUGUGUGGAUGCGCACUGCAGCACCGCUGCUGAUUGUGGCUGUGUUGUUCUCCUUUACUGUGUACUGA